CUUGAAAUAUUUUUUGUCACGGAAUUGGCAACGACAUUGGUUAAUGGUGUUAUAUACCAUUGCUUCAGCUGCAAAGAGAAGCGAGUUACAGAGGUGAAAGUGGUAACUGUGAGAACCCCCAAAGCAGCAACCGGCGUAAAAGAAGCGCAAAAUACGGCCUACACCAACAGACUCUAGACUCUAGACUCUAGACCUCUCCUAUAAAUUCCUAUAUACCAACGCUCUUUCCUUGAUCCUUAAUCUUCUUCUUCUUUCCCACGAAGCUUAGACAUGGAUCCGCCUCACCCAUCCCCACCGGAGCUUCGUCUUCCUAGUCUCACUCCCCUCAAGAUACUCGGACAAGGAGCCAUGGGGACUGUCUUUCUCGUCCACGACCAUCUCCUUGAUCACGAGGCGAAUUUCCCCUUUGCGCUCAAGGUCGUCCACAAAUCGUCUUUUGUCUCUAAGCACCACGCCGAGCGCCGCGCUCGUUGGGAGAUUCAGGUUCUUUCCCGGUUAUCACUCCCUAAACCACACCCCUUUCUUCCUGACCUCAUCGGAUCCUUCGAGUCCGACGAUUUUUUGGGCUGGGCUGUUCCGUACUGUCCUGGUGGGGACCUUAACGUCUUGCGUUACCGCCAAAUGGACCGGGUCUUCUCGCCAGCUGUCAUUCGGUUUUAUUUGGCUGAGAUCGUCUGUGCGCUAGAGCAUCUUCAUAGCAUCGACAUCGUUUACCGAGAUUUGAAGCCGGAGAAUGUAUUGAUUCAACAAUCGGGUCAUGUCACUCUAACCGAUUUUGAUUUGUCGCGUCAGUUGAUUCGUAAGACAGUGAAAGACGUCGUUUCGCUUGAUGAUUCCGGCCACGAGAAGCUGCCGGCCGUCGCCGCCCGGCGGAACUUUACGCGAUGGAUUGUGGGGACCGCUAAAGUCAAAAAGGGUUUGAGAAAGGCUAAAUCGGCUCGGGUUAGUCCUGUGAGCCGUUGGAAAUCGGGUUUAAUAACUAAUAAUGGCGAGCGGUCGAACUCCUUCGUUGGAACAGAGGAGUACGUUUCGCCGGAGAUCAUUCGAGGUGAGGGACAUGAAUUCGCCGUUGACUGGUGGGCCUUGGGAAUUCUCACGUACGAGAUGCUCUAUGGGAAGACGCCGUUUAAGGGGACUAACCGUAAAGAAACGUUUAGGAACGUUCUAGUCAAAGCCCCAGAGCUAAUCGGAAAGCGUUCAGAUUUAACGGAUUUGAUCGAACGGUUGCUGGUGAAGGACCCCACCAAGCGGUUGGGGUACACCCGAGGCGCGUGUGAGAUCAAAGAGCAUGCGUUUUUUAACGGCGUUAAGUGGGACAUAUUAACGGAAGUCAUGCGACCGCCAUUUUUACCGGCUCGUGAAGAAACAGGAUGGAGGGAGAAUAAAGCCCCCGGUGGUGUGGGUAUAGAGGAAUACUUUCAUAGACAGAGAUCGCCGCCUUCAUUUCCAGCGUCGCCGUCGCCGUCGUCAUCUCCGUCAACCUCCUUCCAUUUGCACAAUAACAGCAUAUGUUUAGCGGAGUUCUAACCCACGAGGGGAGAUUGCACGUGUAAGAGUUGGAUAUUCUUUGGGCUCUUAAUGUAAUUUGAGUGUAGAUAAAUGGAAUAACCCACCAGCAGUAGUACAACGUUUGGGAGAAACGGCGUUAGUGGAAAUUCAUAAAUUGUCGUUGGUUAAGGUAAUAAUAGGCAGGAUUAGUAGUACA
Molecule: messenger RNA, 1705 nt
Organism: Cucurbita moschata (crookneck pumpkin)
Lineage: Eukaryota; Viridiplantae; Streptophyta; Magnoliopsida; Cucurbitales; Cucurbitaceae
Product: serine/threonine-protein kinase UCNL-like
Exons: 1
Coding region: 271-1527 (418 amino acids)
Biological process (GO): protein phosphorylation
Cellular component (GO): plasma membrane; nucleus; cytoplasm
Molecular function (GO): protein serine/threonine kinase activity; ATP binding
Source: RefSeq, a predicted model, not a curated record